Messenger RNA from Penicillium macrosclerotiorum, 1743 nucleotides. RefSeq names its product MFS transporter. Gene Ontology annotation, biological process: transmembrane transport. The record is from RefSeq and is a predicted model, not a curated record. The transcript has 3 exons. Lineage: Eukaryota; Fungi; Ascomycota; Eurotiomycetes; Eurotiales; Aspergillaceae. Gene Ontology annotation, molecular function: transmembrane transporter activity. The coding region runs from base 1 to 1743 and encodes 580 amino acids.
AUGGAACGGCCGAGCUUGUCUGCUUCGAAUCCUCUUGCAUCAAACACGAGCGACAGCGACAAUUUGACUGCCAUCACAACAGGUCGAGACCACCACGGGCCCGAAUAUGAGGCCAUUCGUGCGGAUACACUCAGUCGCCGACAGACUAAUUUGAAUGAUGUCGAGCUAGAGCGUAUCGAAACCUAUCGACUGCAACACCGGUCUACUGUUGGAUCUGGAGCUCCCUUACCAAGAGAAGAAUGGAUGCCAAUGGGUGCUGGAAAGCCUUAUCCACCUGAGCUACCUGAUCCCGAACAAUUCGUUGUAGAAUUCACGGACGCGAAUGAUCCCUUGCAUCCUCAAAAUUGGCCGUUGCGGCGAAAGAUAGCAAUUUCCAUCGUUCUGGCAUAUUCGACAUUUGUCUCAUCCUUUGCCAGUGCUAUUUACUCUUCAGCCGUGAGCGAAAUAGGGCCUCACUUUCACAUUAGCACAGAAGUUGCUAUCCUUGGUGUGACCCUGUAUGUCCUGGGGUUUGCUUCGGGCCCUACUUUAUGGGCUCCAGCUAGCGAAUUGAUUGGGAGAAGAUGGCCUAUAAUUGUGGGGGUAUUUGGCUACUCGAUCUUUACUGUCGGGACUGCAACUUGCAAAGACGUUCAGACCCUCAUGCUGACCCGGUUUUUUGCUGGAUUUUUUGCAGCAAGCCCAAUCGCAAUUGUGCCGGCCGUUUUCGCAGAUAUCUACAACAAUCAGACGCGUGGCGUGGCAAUAGCUAUGUUCGCUAUGGCGGUCUUUGUUGGCCCUUUUGCAUCGCCCUUCACAGGAGGUUUCAUCACUAUGUCAUACCUUGGCUGGAGAUGGACCAUGUAUAUCGCAUGCAUCAUGGGGUUUUUUUCUACGGUGCUAUGCCUGUUCUUUUUGAAAGAAACCUAUGCACCUGCCAUUCUUGUGGAGAAGGCUACCAAUCUACGCAGACAAACACACAACUGGGGCAUUCGAGCAAGACAAGAGGAGGUAGAAUUGGAUUGGGAAGAGUUGAUAACCAACAACUUUAGCCGGCCAUUCCGCAUGCUGUUCACUGAACCCAUUGUAUUUUUGAUAUCUUUGUGGAUGAGUUUUGUAUACGGCCUGAUGUAUGCUCUUCUAAGUGCUUACCCUGUCGUAUUCGAAGGAAUUCAUGGCAUGAAUCUUGGCGUUGGCAGUUUGCCAUUUAUCGGGCUCAUCAUUGGCGAGCUGCUUGCCGGAGGAUACAUUCUUCUAGAUCAGAGAUCAUACUCCAAGAAGUUAGCAGCUAACAACAAUAUUCCCAUUCCUGAAUGGCGUCUCCCGCCAUCGAUACUGGGAGGCGUGUGUUUCACAGUCGGCUUAUUCUGGUUUGGUUGGACUGGGUGGACACGAUCAAUACAUUGGAUGGCACCGACUGCGAGUGGAGUUGUCACUGGUUUUGGCAUCUAUGUCAUUUUUCUCCAGUGUUUCAACUACUUGAUCGACUCCUACCUCACAUUUGCCGCUUCCGUAUUUGCUGCAAAUACAAUCAUUCGGUCCGCCGUCGGGGCUGCCUUCCCUCUUUUCUCGAAGCAGAUGUUCAACAACCUCGGAGUGCAGUGGGCUGGUACUCUUCUAGGUUGCCUGGCUGCUAUCAUGGUUCCCAUCCCUUUGGUAUUCAUUAAGCUGGGUCCUAUUCUCCGGAAAAGAUCUAAAUUUGCGCCCAGUUUUACUUCCCACCAAAAUAUCAAGUCCGAGAGCGAAUCGCACGCAUCCGCAUGA